This is a messenger RNA of Tarenaya hassleriana, 1110 nucleotides long. RefSeq lists its product as uncharacterized. The record is from RefSeq and is a predicted model, not a curated record. The transcript is spliced from 4 exons. Bases 177 to 1022 code for a protein of 281 amino acids. Lineage: Eukaryota; Viridiplantae; Streptophyta; Magnoliopsida; Brassicales; Cleomaceae.
CAAAAAAUAACGUAAACCAAAAGAAAAAGCAAUUCCCUCAAUCACUCUACCCACCCGAUAAAAAAAAAGUUGGAAUUUAUCUUACCGUUGGGAGAGAGAGAGAGAGAGAGAGAGUGGUGUGAUGCGAAUUACGUUUGUGUUUUGAGAGAGAGAAGGAAGAGUGAGGGAGUGCAGAUAUGAAGGGUGCUAAUAGCACUAAGAAAGGAGUGAACUUGCUUUCUCCUUCCUCCUCAUGGCGCGAAAACCCUCAUCCUCGCCGGAGAACCUCCAAGUCCGCGGCCGUCUCCGACGUCGGUUGCCUCCCUAGUUUCUUCCACCUCCUCUUCCGCAACCCCCGGAAAUCCCUCACCUUCGGAUCUAAGAAGCGAGAACAGAGGACGGUGGUUUGCGCUGCACCGGCGGAGAAAGCGAGCCAGGCGCCGCCGGAGAGACGGGGAGAGGGAGAGGCGGAGAGGAUGAAUCUGGUGGGGGCGUUGGAGAAGUGCGAUCGUGACCUGGAGGAGCUCAGGAGAACCAUAGACGCUAUAAAAACCACUUUCCUCCACAGCCAGAAACUCCCUCCACCGACGGAGCCUCGUCGUUUCAAACCCUCCGACGCCGGAGAUGUCUUAAGCCAGCAGGGAGAACCAGAAAAGGACACGACCAAAGAAGACAAAACCGACAACAGCAGCAGCAUACAUCUGAUCAAAACCGAUUUCAAUGUCGGUUUAGUCAAACCCAACAUCGUCAUGCCCAAGACAAGCGGACCUGUCGUACGGAAGCCGAGGACGAGCAUGGUGGAUAGCGUCAUCCAGGUCUGCGAUGACGUGGCGUGGGGACAGAGACGCGAAGUGGGGAGGAUCGGCUUGGCUCUUCAGGACCACAUCUGUCGUGAUCUCAUCAACGAGACUGUUCGUGAACUCUCCGGCGACUUCUCCUCCCCGGCUCCGGCGGUUUAUUGCGGCGGAGGAGGCCGCCACCGCCGCCGUGGCAGCGCCUCACUCCCGUUUGACGCCUGCCGGAAACGAUUGGUCUUUUCAUGAUGAAUUAAAUUAUGCGACUUUUUUUUUUGUCGGGUUUUUAGGUUGUAAUUGCUAUAUUUCUUCUCGUUGACUUUGAAAUUUCUCACGA